Bombus pyrosoma is the source of this 745-nucleotide messenger RNA. RefSeq names its product ATP synthase subunit d, mitochondrial-like. The coding region runs from base 68 to 592 and encodes 174 amino acids. The record is from RefSeq and is a predicted model, not a curated record. Gene Ontology annotation, biological process: proton motive force-driven ATP synthesis. Lineage: Eukaryota; Metazoa; Arthropoda; Insecta; Hymenoptera; Apidae. The transcript has 3 exons. Gene Ontology annotation, molecular function: proton transmembrane transporter activity.
UAUAUUCAUACUUGUUCAGCAGUCAGGAAUUGUGUUACGUUUGGAUCGGAGGAAUUGUCACAGAGAAAUGUCACGACAAGCAAUUAAAGCGAUAAAUUGGACUGCUCUCGCUGAGCGAAUUCCAGAAGCUGAAAAAGCUGCCUUGGCCGCUUUUAAAUCGAAGUCUGAUAAAUAUUUACAACGUAUGAUGGCUAAUCCAGAAGCUCUACCAAAAAUUGAUUGGUCAUAUUAUAAAAAAGUUAUUGUGACUCCGGGUUUAGUAGAUAGAUUUCAAAAAGAAUAUGAAUCUUUAUCAGUGCCAUAUCCAGCUGAUAAUUAUACAGCAGAAAUUGAAGCUGCAAAGAGUGAAGCCGCUAAGAAAAUAGAAAGUUUCAUUCAAGAAGUAAAUGGCAGCAUUGAAGAAAUACAUAAAAAUUUGGAUGAACUAAACAAUGUGAUACCGUUCUCAGAGAUGACUAUGGAAGAGUAUGUUGAUUUGAAACCAGAUGGAUGUAUGCUACCAGAUAAAGUUACAACCUGGCCUCAUGACGAGGAAUCUCAAGAACAUAACUUUAAUAAUGAAGAUUCGAAAGGAAGCAGCAGUGGUCAUUAAAUUUAACUUGAAAUGUAUUAUAGUUCUGUUGUAACAUUCAUCAUAGCUUCUCCAUUGAGCUAUUAACAAUGUAUACUAUUAAACUAUUCAUACAAAAAUUUAGUAAGCUUCUGACACUAAAGUUAUAAAAUAUUAAAUACGUUGAAAGCAUAA